AAUAUGGCUUCCUCUAUGCUCUCUUCCGCUACAAUGGUCGCCUCUCCGGCUCAGGCCACAAUGGUCGCUCCUUUCACCGGACUUAAGUCCUCCGCUGCUUUCCCGGUGACCCGUAAGGCUAACACCGACAUUACUUCCAUCGCAAGCAACGGCGGUAGAGUUAACUGCAUGCAGGUGUGGCCUCCGAUUGGCAAGAAGAAGUUUGAGACUCUCUCUUACCUUCCUGACCUUACCGAUGUUGAAUUGGCUAAGGAAGUUGACUACCUUAUCCGCAACAAGUGGAUUCCCUGUGUUGAAUUCGAGUUGGAGCACGGCUUUGUGUACCGUGAGCACGGAAACACCCCUGGAUACUACGAUGGACGAUACUGGACAAUGUGGAAGCUACCAUUGUUCGGAUGCACUGACUCAGCACAAGUGUUGAAGGAAGUGGAAGAGUGCAAGAAGGAGUACCCCAACGCCUUCAUUAGGAUCAUCGGAUUCGACAACACCCGUCAAGUCCAGUGCAUCAGUUUCAUUGCCUACAAGCCACCAAGCUUCACCGGUGCUUAA
Thlaspi arvense is the source of this 549-nucleotide messenger RNA. NCBI's taxonomy places the organism in Eukaryota, Viridiplantae, Streptophyta, Magnoliopsida, Brassicales, Brassicaceae. The record is from the annotation of a GenBank genome assembly.